UUAGACCGCUGACUUGCCAAAGACAACCACAGACUCAAAGAAACUCUUGUUACACAGAAUGACAUGGCUUUGUUAACCAAUUGCAUCACACCCAUUGUAGCCAUCCUUGUGACCUAAUUCUACCUCCUUGUGAACUUCUGUAAACAAACUAGUGACAGUGACUCAGUUUCUCUUGAAUUGCUUCACACCCUUACGGACUAACUAUGCAUAUCCUGAAUUGACCCCAAAUUGAGUACCUGCAUUAGCUAACGCAAACAUCAGCUCAUUGUUUGUUUCCUUCCUCUUUUGCAGAAUGCUGUCUGGGAAUGAAUCCUGGGAUAACAGCCACAGCAGCCUGGUGCUGGUGGUCUACAUCAUCACUUUCCUGAUUGGCUUCCCUGCCAAUGUUGUGGCCUUCUACACCUUUGGAAAGAAGGCGAGGCAGAAAGCCAUGCCCAUCAACAUCCUGCUCCUCAACCUGACCAUCUCGGACCUCCUCUUCCUGCUCUUCCUGCCCUUCAAGAUGAAAGAGGUGGUGGACAACCAUAUAUGGAACUUGCCCACCUUCCUGUGUCCAUUGACCAGCUUUGUCUUCUACACCACCAUCUACAACAGCAUCUUCUUUCUUACCGCCAUCAGCAUUGAACGCUACCUGGGGGUGGCCUUUCCCAUCAAGUACAAACUCAUAAGACGGUCUUUGUACGCCACGGUGGCUAGUGUCGCCUUCUGGGCGAUCUCCAUGGCGCACGUAAGUAUUGUCUACAUCAUUCAAUAUUUAGUCGAUUACAAUGCCACCCAGAAAGGGAACACGUGUUACACAAAUUUCACCCAGAUGCAGCUGCGGGUCCUGAUACCUGUCCGUCUGGAGCUCUUCCUGGUUCUAUUCUGUGUACCUUUCAUUAUCUGCUGCUUCUGCUACAUCAACUUCAUCCGAAUCCUCUCUCAGCUGCCCAGCAUCAACCCCAAGAAACGUCUGCGGGCCAUUGGCCUGUCUCUGGGGACCCUGCUGGUGUUCAUCGUCUGCUUCGUGCCCUACAACCUGUCACACUUAGUGGGCUUUGUUAACUGGGAGAGUCCCGAUUGGCGGAUGGGCGCACUCUUGUCCAGUACCAUCAACGCCAGCCUGGACCCCAUCAUCUUCUACUUCUCCUCGUCGGCCCUCAGGUGUACCUUCCACCUCUUCCUAAAGAACCUGUUGGAGAGGGUGCAGGGGUUGUGCUGUUGCAGUAAGGCUCUCUACUGCGCUGUGUUGUUCUGCACCAGAACUCAGAAGGACAGCACACCAAGCUCCAAUGACAACAUGUGUCAAACUCAUUCCACAGAGGGCCAAGGUUCUGCAGGUUUUUGCUCCUCCCGUGUACUUGAUUGAUGAAUUAAGGUCACUAACUAGUAAAGAACUCCCCUUACCCGGUUGUCUAGGCCUUAAACCAAAACCUGCAGACUCUAGCUCCUCCAUGGAAUGAGUUUGACACCCCUGUUUAUAGUGUGUAGUCAAGCCAUAUGCGUCGCUUGCUACAUAAGUUAGCUAAAUGCUAGCCUGUCCAAUGUGUUUAUUGCACUUAGGUUCUUAUGGAAAAGACUGAGGACUAUGCUAUCUGUCUUUAUAAGUAGCCUAUACAUGAAUCAGUUGCGGUCGGUGCCGUUUACGAUGAGGGAGGAUGAUUUUUUAUUUUUUUAUGAGCAUGGCCUUAUUUCUAUUACAGCAUAUUAGAUGACUGUCAUUCAUAUUCCAUU
This is a messenger RNA of Salmo salar (Atlantic salmon), 1713 nucleotides long. Its product is annotated as free fatty acid receptor 2-like. Gene Ontology annotation, cellular component: plasma membrane. Gene Ontology annotation, molecular function: G protein-coupled receptor activity. Lineage: Eukaryota; Metazoa; Chordata; Actinopteri; Salmoniformes; Salmonidae. Gene Ontology annotation, biological process: cellular response to fatty acid; G protein-coupled receptor signaling pathway. The record is from RefSeq and is a predicted model, not a curated record.